AUGCCCAAAUCUUGCAAGCUCCUGCGCGAGUUCGACGAGCGUACACCGAUGUUUCAUCCUACUCGGGCGUAUAUGUUGCAACCAACACCCCAAACCCUGAGUGCCCGUGGUUUCGUUUCUGACCGUCCUGAACCGGUCCACACCCGUCCCCAUCCCCAUCGCGCGCCCAAGACGCAGCGGCCAGCCACCCCCAAAGCGGAUGCACCUUCCCUCCAUUCGACGAGCCCCUCACCCGACGCUGGUCCGGUGGCCAGAACACCGAGCCAAUUGCAACGACAUCGUGUCCUUCCCAAUCCUGUUUCCCCUGCAAAAUCCUUCACUCAUUCUGAACAUAUCACCAAGGCCACUCUCUGGUGCCCGCGGUCUGCCCUCGGCUACUUGCAUCACACCAUCUUGUGCUUAAUAUACUCACUAAUAAUCCUCUUGGUGCCGUUUGCCGUUGCUCGCAAUCCUACGGCCGAGUCCUCAUCACGCGCGUGCCUGCAUGAUACCGCAUCCUCACCCUCGACUCCUCGCUACCGUCACUGUCGCUUUUCCAUUGUCCAGAGACUGCGGGCAUCUAGUCUGGAAACCCGGCCUAAUUAUCUCACGCACAUACGGGCCGUUUCCAGCGACAUCGUCGACUCUGGACCCAUCCGUCACUGCCGCGAAACGUCGGCGCUCGCUGCACAAGCACACGGGGCAGUAGGUGCCCAGGAGAGACAGAGUUGUCAAUCUCCCGCCUCGCAACGGCAGCCAACGCACCGCAGCAGGUGGUAUCUCUGCCCAGCCGUCAAGCUGUUGUCACAAUACUUCAGAGGCGCCGCUUGGCGCAAGGAGGCUCGCCCUCAGGCUUCCCUCGAAAAGGAUGACCCCAACCCUAGCCCGUCCGACUUCAACAUUGCUGGAGUCGAGGAAAAGGCCCGACAAGGCGACCAGGCGGUAGCACAAGGCUCCUUAAGUUUCCUCCACGUUGUAUCCUUGGCCUUCCUGGCCCUGGUCUUGAUCGCCCAACUUUUCCUCACAGACGCAAAGUUCCAGUACUCGCGUAUCUUCACCACACACUCCUUUUCGCGGACUUCUCUCUCUUCCCCAGCUGCCAUCAUUCACGAAUCCGUCUGUGAAAGCCCUCAACCAUUCCCUACGGCACCACCUGUCUCGCGAGCCCGAACCAUGUCUUUAGUGGAGGAGACGAAGCGCAUCACGGCGCAAUUCGACUACUCCGACGACAAUGUCAACAAAGGUGUUGAGGAGUUCCUCCGCCAAAUGAACGAGGGUUUGGAGAAGGAUGGCACAAGCAUUUCGCAAAUCCCUACCUAUGUCACGGGUGUACCCAAUGGCACUGAGAAGGGGUUGUACUUGGCCGUAGAUCUUGGUGGCACCAACUUCCGAGUCUGCUCCAUCCACCUCAACGGCGACACGACCUUCAGCCUCACCUACAGCAAGGUUGCCAUUCCCAAGGAGCUUAUGCUCGCCAAGACGGCACAGGAGCUCUUUGGCUUCUUGGCCAAGCAGAUCGAAGAGUUUCUGAAGACUCACCACGAGGAACACUUCGAAACCCACAUCCGCCGGCGGCAGACCAUAAGCAGCCCAGAAGGCUACAAGGACGAGCACAUUUUCCGCUUGGGCUUCACGUUCAGCUUUCCUGUCCAACAGAACGGUAUCAACAAGGGUACUCUGAUCAGGUGGACCAAGGGAUUCGAUAUUCCUGACGCAAUUGGCAAGGACGUCUGUGCUCUCCUCCAGGACGAGAUCGACAAGCUCCACCUUCCUGUAAAGGUGGCAGCUCUGGUGAACGACACAGUCGGUACCCUUAUGGCACGCUCCUACACAUCGCCGGGCAAGACCAGCACCCUGCUUGGUGCUAUCUUUGGUACUGGUACCAACGGAGCCUACGUCGAGAAGACCAAGAACAUCAAGAAGAACGUCAGUGGAGACUACGACAAGUCCACCGGUGAUAUGGUGAUCAACACUGAAUGGGGUUCCUUUGACAACCAGCUCAACAUUCUGCCAAAUACAUCGUAUGACAUUGAGUUGGACCAGAAGAGUGUCAACCCCGGCAUCCAAAUGUUCGAGAAACGGGUUUCUGGCAUGUUCCUUGGUGAAAUUGUUCGCCUCGUGAUUGUGGACAUGUUGAAGAACCCCGCUGUUUCUUUGUUCCGCGACGACAACUCUAGUUCCAACGACUGGAAGUCGACAACUACCAUCGGCGGCGGAUCGAGCGUGCUUACACAAUGGGGUCUGGACAGCUCGAUCAUGUCCAUUGCGGCAGCUGACAGCACGCCGGAGCUCUCGACACUUCGACAGGAGCUGGAGAAGCAGCUGCACAUCUACUCUGCUUCUCUCGAAGACGCCAAGGCUUUCAAGGACGUUGCCUACGCCGUCGGUCGCCGCGCUGCCCGGCUCUCAGCAGUCGCGAUUGGCGCUAUCGUCUUGCAGAGUGGUCAACUCAAGAAUGGUACAGACGAUCCCAUCGAUAUUGGUGUCGACGGGUCACUUGUUGAGCACUACCCCUACUUCAGAGACAUGAUCUACGAGGCUCUGCGUGCUACCAAGGGUAUCGGACCAGAGGGCGCCAAGAGAAUCCGUAUCGGCAUUGCCAAGGACGGUAGCGGCGUUGGUGCUGCACUGAUUGCCUUGGUUGCUGCAGGCAUGGAGAACAAGGGCGUUGCGGGGACCUUCAGUCACAUCGCAAACGAUGUGAAAGACAAGGUCUUGUCCGCGAUCCCCGAGAAGGGAAGCUCGACGACGGUGUCCUAG
Messenger RNA from Neoarthrinium moseri, 2739 nucleotides. RefSeq lists its product as uncharacterized. Gene Ontology annotation, biological process: glucose 6-phosphate metabolic process; glycolytic process; intracellular glucose homeostasis. Gene Ontology annotation, cellular component: mitochondrion; cytosol. NCBI's taxonomy places the organism in Eukaryota, Fungi, Ascomycota, Sordariomycetes, Amphisphaeriales, Apiosporaceae. Gene Ontology annotation, molecular function: D-glucose binding; ATP binding; fructokinase activity. The transcript is spliced from 5 exons. The record is from RefSeq and is a predicted model, not a curated record. The coding region runs from base 1 to 2739 and encodes 912 amino acids.